Messenger RNA from Anarrhichthys ocellatus (wolf-eel), 1099 nucleotides. RefSeq names its product proteasome 26S subunit, non-ATPase 5 (gene psmd5). The record is from RefSeq and is a predicted model, not a curated record. Gene Ontology annotation, cellular component: cytosol. The transcript is spliced from 6 exons. Lineage: Eukaryota; Metazoa; Chordata; Actinopteri; Perciformes; Anarhichadidae. The annotation marks the transcript as partial. Gene Ontology annotation, biological process: proteasome assembly.
AUCCCUAAUAAAGACUUGUCUUGCUGUUUGCAUCUGGUGGUUGAAAUCUCGUCUGUAUCUCCCAUUUCCUUUGGUUACUGUGCCAAAAGCGGCUUCAUUUCUCAACUGAUUGGAGAAUUGACAGGAGGUGAUGUAUUGAUCAGAGCCACAGCCAUUGAGAUGGUGACCACUUUAGCCCAAAGUCAGCAUGGUCGGCAGUAUUUGGCCCAGCAGGGUAUAAUGGACAAGUUUUCUAACAUGAUCAAGGGAGCAGAGACCGACCCUUUCUCCUCCCUCUACCUUCCUGGUUUGGUGAAGUUCUUUGGAAACUUGGCCAUUAUGGACAGCCCACAGCAGGUUUGUGAAACCUACCCGGCCUUCCAGAACAAGGUGUUUGAGAUGGCUCUGGACCCGGACGCUGCAAUGAUCGGUGUGGCUCUGGACACUUUAGGACUACUCGGAACUACUGUGGAGGGCAAGCAGGUCCUUCAAAAAGCAGGAGAAAAGUUCAAGGCUGUGUUAACAAGGAUGAGCCAGCUUGCCAGCGCUGGAGCUACAGAGCUCAGAGUGCGCAGCUUGGAUGCGAUAUCACAACUUCUCACACUACAGCCAGAGGAGCAGACAGAAGACCUCUUGGCCCUCACAGAGUCCUGGUUCCAUCUUUUGUCUAACCAGCCCAUGGACAUGAUCCGCAACAUCAGCACUCAGCCGUUCCCAGAGCUGCACUGUGGGGCUCUGCAGAUAUUCACCGCCAUUGCCACUCAGCUGUGGGGCCAGAAGUUAAUGAUCAGCACUCCCAGUUUCAUGGAGUUCGUUUUGGAUCGGUCAAUGGGUCUGACAAAGGAUGCCAAAGAUGCUAAGUUUGAGCUGGUGGGGUCCCUUGUUGGUUCAUCGACAGCAGCAGACGUACUGGGCAGCCAGUAUUACAUUCGUCUGAAGACUUAUCUCAGAGAGGGACCUUACUAUGUAACAGCUGUGGCCACAGUCGCCACAGAAAGAGCAGAAUGAUUCAAAAACAUUCGGAUAAACUUCAUGGGUCUAGUUGCUUAAGUAACGGGUAAGUGCCAGAAUAAUCUAGCCGUGGGUUAACGUAUAAAAGUAAUUCUCUGAUAAAUACAUA